This is a messenger RNA of Limulus polyphemus (Atlantic horseshoe crab), 3034 nucleotides long. Its product is annotated as transcription factor Sox-11-like. The transcript has a single exon. Bases 205 to 1221 code for a protein of 338 amino acids. Gene Ontology annotation, biological process: cell differentiation; regulation of DNA-templated transcription; anatomical structure morphogenesis. NCBI's taxonomy places the organism in Eukaryota, Metazoa, Arthropoda, Merostomata, Xiphosura, Limulidae. The record is from RefSeq and is a predicted model, not a curated record. Gene Ontology annotation, molecular function: RNA polymerase II cis-regulatory region sequence-specific DNA binding; DNA-binding transcription factor activity, RNA polymerase II-specific.
UUCUGUUUGUACUGUGGACUGUGUUACGUGUGCUGAGGAAGGGAAGAAACGUGUUUUUUUUUAUUCUGUGGUUAGCGUAUCUAGUUGACGGAUAUUUCAACAGUCGAUCACCAUCUUGCUAGUGACUAUUGGGGGAAAAGGAAGAUUUUACAAGUAUUAGACAACAGGUAAAUUUUAACAAUAAGCUCGUCUUAGUCGUUCUUCAUGCUGCCUCAGCUAGGCCUUACGCAAAUGUCUGCAGGGACAGCUGAAAUCGACGGUAGCUGUGCCGUUCAGCGUGAGCUGCACGUUGGUGAAAGUAUUCCAGUAUUCGGCUCCAUGACGGUGGACGUAAAUUCCAGCACUCCUUACACCGAUGCUACACAGUGUAAAAAAGCUACAAACCGUGUGAAACGUCCUAUGAACGCCUUUAUGGUCUGGAGCCAGAUCGAACGCCGGAAGAUUUGCGAACAACAGCCGGACAUGCACAACGCAGAGAUCAGUAAGCAGCUUGGGAAGAGGUGGAAGCUGCUGACGGAGAACGAGCGGCAGCCGUUCAUCCAAGAGGCCGAAAGGCUCCGCGUUCUGCAUAUGCAGGAAUAUCCCGACUAUAAAUAUCGACCGCGCAAGAAAGCGAAACAGACCGGUGUCAAACAAGAAAAGAAAUCGGCCGCAAAGCACAAGGUGUACAGCGGAAAAGAAGGCUUGAAGCCAGUUAAACACUCGAGACUCGUUUGCGGCGAUGCGUCACCACGAGCUCCAGUGGCUGGUGUGAAUUACAACAGGUUGAAACUGAAACUGACUAUAGAUAGGAAGUUCAAGGAAUCAAUCAGACCAACAAGUCUACAUCCGGCUGGUAAGGUACCAUGUUCCCCUUCAGAACCAGCCUCUCCUGAGAGUACCAACGUCAGUUUGUACGACGAUGUGGCCGACAAAAAGUCGGCCGUCGGUAGGACAGUGAAACCGGCGACGAAUCCGAAUAUCGUGAACUCUACUGGCCUGGUGGACAAUAGUUUGGCCGACUUAGAUGCUCUGACCGAGGCCCUACAGCUUCCGUCAUCAUGGGCAGAGGAGUUAAAAAGCCUCAACAUAACUCAACUUUCGGACUUUUCCUCUCUCGAAACCGCCAGUUCAAGUUCUGGGUCUCACUUUGAAUUCCCUGAUUAUGCGAACACCGAAGUCACGGAUAUCUUAGGUGGCGAUUGGCUAGACUCUAAUCUGUCGUCCUUAAUCAAUUGUUAGUGGCUUUUUACACAGGUUAACUCAAAUUGUACUUUGUGCUUCAGCUUCGAAAGAGGGCGUAGACUGUUGCCUCUCUUUUCCCGCCAAACUUGAUAACUCCGAGCCUAUAUGUAACAGGAAAGACGUGUUUUAAGGCUAAAUAAUAUCGUUAGUAAUGUUAUAAAAACGUAGAGAAAAAUAAUAAGCUCUCAUGAAUGAUUUAACAAACACAUUUUACCAUCUCCAUAUUUGGUAGCGUCAGCAGGUUUGUAAAAGGUCGUGGAAAAUGUUAAGUCUAACGUUGUUAAAGUCGACUGUAAAACAUCCAACGAGGUCAUCAUUUCUCCUUAUCUUCUAUUUUAAAAUAGCUCGAAUAUAAAAUAUAUAUAUAUAUAUAUAUAUAAAAGGUACUAUUUUCUAUAUUAAAGUCAAAUGUUAUCACUUAAUAAGAAAAACAAAAUACAUUUUAUUCACUAAUUGUAGAUAAAUUCCUUUAAAACGUUUGGGUGUUCAUACUGUAUCUUUUUCUUUUCGGAAGUGUUAUUCUUCAGUGUAGUGUGUGUCGUGCAUCAAAUAGGACGUUUUUAUCAUUUCCAUAUUCCACUAAAAUAUGUUUUCGGGAUUAGUUUUGGUAUGUCAUAGAGUUUAUUUGGUUGUUAGAAGAAGCCAUAAGAACUACUGAGUAAAUAUUAAAUGUCCUGUUAUGUUUUUAACUCAGUGUUGUGUUAUUGAUUAUGUAUAGUUUACUUUAAUUAUACCUCAGUUGUUGUGUUUUUUAUUUGAUUAUGGUUAUUUUGUUGUUUUUUUUUUACGAAUGGAAUAACAUUUAACAACUGAUAAGUUUUAAUGCUGAAAAAAAAUGUCGUAACAUGUUAUUUUUACUGAACUUUUUAAGUGAAAAAAUUUGUGUGAGGUAGGGAGUGAGGAAUAUUAACAUCAGCGUUCAUGUGAAGGCAGUAAACAGUGAGAUAAAGUUCGUCUUGUUUUAUUAUAUCGUUCUGCUAUACAAAUUAAUAUUUACUACGCUUUCAUUGCAAGUAGUGACUGUCGGAAAACUAAGGUACGCUAAGACUUCAUUUAAACUUGCUCAACCAGUUGACGGCGUGGAAGAAGAUCCAGGAACAUGUCUAAGAAAGAAUACAUUUUAAUGUUGGGGGUAAAUGAUUCGAGAACACUGGAGUCUUUCAGCUGAACACACCAGUAACAUGAGCACAGUGUUCUUAGCAGGCCCAUUUCAAGAACAGUGCUCAAUAGCAUUAUCUAUUCAUUGAAACGUGAGCGCAGUGUUCUUAGCAGGCCCAUUUCUACAACAGUGGUCAAUAGCAUUAUCUAUUCAUUGAAACGUGAAGACCGACAGUGGGCCUUAGCCUCGAUACAAGAAGUAAAAACGUUUGUUUUGUUGUUUUUCUUCACCAGUACAAGUCGGUAUGUACAUAAUUUUGGGACAUCCUAUAUUUUUUAAUUACUCGUUUGGCUGUUAUAUUUUGUAAUACGUUCUGACAAGUAUAUCUGUUGCUGUUGUACAUAAUCGACAAACGCCUACACGGUGAUGUAAAUGUAACCCCACUAUUUAACUAUUUCCAAGAAGUAAGUAGUCUAUAUUUCAUUAGUUUGUGUGUUUGACAAAAUAAAAGUAGGUGUUGUAGGCAGCCUUUUUUUGGUAAUUCCUUAAAUAAUAAUAUCUAUGUAAAGACGCAUAUAAAAUAGUAGUCAGUUAUUGGUGACGUAAAGAAUAAAUAUUUUGUACGUUUCCUACAUGUCUAAACUGCAUUUUUAUAUGUUAUCUAUGUUUUGUACGGACAGAUUCGUUUAUUAAAAUUAUAUUAAUCAAAUA